Molecule: messenger RNA, 1842 nt
Organism: Mollisia scopiformis
Lineage: Eukaryota; Fungi; Ascomycota; Leotiomycetes; Helotiales; Mollisiaceae
Exons: 3
Coding region: 397-1803 (468 amino acids)
Molecular function (GO): protein binding
Source: RefSeq, a predicted model, not a curated record
CAUGGCUAGGCUAUGCUUAGCAAUGAGUAACAACACUCAGAAUUAAGAGAUAAAACAAUCGACACUCCAACAAGAACGCCCAAUGCUUGAGAAAUUAUUAUCAAGUGCUUCUCUGUGAGCGGAGCAGCAUUAAGUCCUCUGCUUCAACGCCAAUUUCUGAUCGAUUCCCUUUGAAUGCAAGCAGCUUCUACUGGUCAGAGAAGAUUGAAGCUCCCAAGUGGUUAAUGGGAAGUCAGGUGCUUACUGCAGAUCAUGUGACACAUGUAUCGUGACGUCUUGAGCUGAUCCUUCAGGCAGGGUAGGCAACAAGUCGAGCUGAAGACUAGUAAAAGGAUCUUAUAUUUCGCUUUUCCUCAACUGACUCCGUAAGUCUAUGAGUAUUCUUUAUGCUGCAAAAUGGGAUACAGUGAAAAUUGCUGUCAAUUAUGCGCCGUCUCGAUAAAUGUCGCCCGCCUUCGCACCAAGAAUGAGCCCCAGUCGGCUGGAUGGGGAUACUCGAGUGGAGAGUACUACUCCGGCGAUGCAAUGGGUGCCCGAUGUACAACCUUUGCAGAGCGAAGUGGGUGCGAGAAUAUUCCUCACGAAACAGCGGAAUGGAUACAUCUACCUGGACGAUGGUGUGUUUUCGAGGGUGGGUAUAAUGGAUGGAAGAUCGGAGCUGAGGAGAUGAAGGGUAUGAAUCUUCCACGAUAUAUUAUGAGGAGACCGAAGGAUGCGGAUUUUGAUGGCGAGGGAGCGGAUUAUGAAGAGGAGUCGGAUUACUUUCUUACAUCGCAGACUACGUGCCCUCCGGAUGAUUUCGAACCGGGAGAACUGGAGCACGUGCGUUACGGUAUCGAUAACUUCUUUCCUCAGAACUAUGCUGUUUUGAGCAGUGAUGAUGACAUGGACGUCGGUGUUCCAGUCCAUGAUUCUUGUUGGAAGAUCUUUGAACGUAUUUGCAAGAUGAGGUUGGGUAAAGUUGAUCUCCAAGGUUUCAUGUUGUUGUGGUUUAGACAAGCCUGUGGGAAUUGUGGCUUUCAAAACAUGAAGCAGGAACCUGUUAUAAGAGAAUGUAGGGAGCAGUUUUGGUGCCACUUGCCUGGGACUGAGUAUUUGGGUGCCAAUCCUCAUGACAUACCUGGCCUGCUACUCGGAGUCUCAGACCAGUACAGAUCUUACCCCAACGGCGAUAACGUAUUUCAGGCUCACCAACCAGGAAUUGGGGAUCCAUCAGUUUACGAAAGCCAAACAGAUCCGUUUUCAAAACUUCCAGCUGAGCUCAAGAACAUAGUUCUAUCCUAUCUUUCAUCCCAGGAUAUAGCUAGACUUCGUCUAGCUUCGCGAUCCUUUCGACAACUGCCGAAACAGCUUUUCCUGCGUCUCUUACAGGAUGAGUUACCAUGGUUCUGGGAAUUCGACGAAUUGAAACAGCUGGACGAUGACUGGUGGAAAGAGUGGUUCAAAAAUGACGACCCUGAGAAACAACACGAGGAACAUGCGAACAGAAUCAGGAAAAGUAGGGAAGGCAAUUUCACCGAAGAUGUGAAUUGGCUUAUGGUGUACAAGCAGCUUUGCGUGUUGAAGAAAGGUGUUCUCGGAGUGAGAAACAGAGCGAGAAUUUGGUACAUGGUGGAAGAGGUAGUGCGAAGAAUUGCAGAGCUGAGGGAGAGACUUUCUGAUGAUUCUGGUUAUGAUCUCAGAGGUCGUGAGACCUUUCCCGUUGAGCCAACAGAAGAUGAGGUCGAAGCGGGACUGGUCAAGAAUGAUCUUUACUGUCCAAGGUGCCAGGUCUUCCAAAUUCAGAGGGAAAAUCCAACUUAGAUGGGUUCUGGAAAUUAGAUAUAGCAUAGAAUACCAAAC